Molecule: messenger RNA, 312 nt
Organism: Cylindrotheca closterium
Lineage: Eukaryota; Bacillariophyta; Bacillariophyceae; Bacillariales; Bacillariaceae
Source: the annotation of a GenBank genome assembly
AUGAGCUGUCGUUCCAAUUCCAAUAACAGCAACAACAAUAAUGGCGGUGGUAAUUUCAGAAACCAAACACAAAGACGAAAUAACAGCGGCAGCAAUGAGCGCCGACCUCAACAGUUGCCAGUUCCACCUCAGCUUCGGUCAUCGGUAAGUCUCGAUGAAUACCCGUCAGCGAUUCAUGCGGCGCUUGCCAUUGCCAAUGGAACGGCUAUGAUGAGAACGAGAACGGAUGGAAGAGACAAUGAGGACGAUGAGGAGGCAGCCAACAGAAGAAAUGGCCAAGGGGCUCCACCUGGCCCAAGGCCGCCGCAAUAA